Messenger RNA from Saccoglossus kowalevskii, 1482 nucleotides. Its product is annotated as prostaglandin E synthase 2-like. Gene Ontology annotation, cellular component: mitochondrion. Lineage: Eukaryota; Metazoa; Hemichordata; Enteropneusta; Harrimaniidae. Gene Ontology annotation, molecular function: prostaglandin-E synthase activity. The record is from RefSeq and is a predicted model, not a curated record.
CCUCCAUGGUGUCACGUUUUGCGGGGACUUUUCACAAACCUGUCGCCAAAUAUCGCUGUAUAAGGACGCAGACUGUGAUCGGAAUGUGUUAUACGUUCAGAAACUCGUCUACUGAAACGAACAGACCUCGAAACCAUAGAAAAACGCAAACGAUUUCACUUGUGGCCGGCGCAUCGGCUGUUGCAUUCUCGUCGUAUGUUUUGCUCGGCCGGAAGUUGGAGGCAAAAGAACAAAUUUCCAAAGACCUGCAAAGUGUAACGCACAUACAGGGGCCAGCAAACAUGAAUGACCUAAAACUAACUAUUUUCCAAUACCACACUUGUCCAUUUUGUCGGAAAGUUCGAGCGUUUUUCGAUUUUUAUGGCUUUUCAUACGAUGUUGUUGAAGUGAAUCCGGUUCUUAGGAAGGAAAUCAAAUUUUCACCCUAUCGCAAAGUUCCCAUAGUAACCGCUAAGAAUGGCGACAUCAACGCUGAAAAUGUGCAACUGAAUGACUCUUCCCUUAUUGUGAGUGCCUUACAUUCUUACAUGAUUGGAGAAAACAAACAGCUUACAGAGAUCCUAACAUACUUCCCGGAGAUGACAAGUGAGAAUGCAAAGGGUAAAAAAGUGAAAGAAUACACCAACAAAUAUGAAAUUAUGCUAGGACAACCGCAACAGAACAUGGCAAGUAGAAAGGAAGAGAAAGAAUGGCGUAGCUGGGUUGAUAGCGUAUUUGUACAUACUCUAUCACCAAAUGUUUACAGAACACCCUCAGAAGCAGUCAAAGCGUUUGAUUACAUUAGUGAAACGGGAAAAUUUAGCACAGUCGAGAAAUAUAUCGCAAAGUACGUGGGUGCUGCUGCAAUGUAUUUUAUCAGUAAAUUACUGAAGAGGAAGUGGAAUUUAAAAGAUGAUGUCAGGCAGUCGCUGUACGAAGAAGCUGAUAAAUGGAUGCAAGCUGUUGGUCCCGAUAGAGAUUUUAUGGGAGGGGAUCUUCCAAAUCUAGCAGACUUGGCUAUGUAUGGAGUACUGAGUGCUAUAGAGGGAUUUGAUGCUUUCAACGAUUUACUCGACAAUACGUCAAUAAAACCCUGGUACAAGAAAACAAAACAAGCAGUCGCUUCUCAUGCUGGAGCCAACUGAUUCAAGUCAAGAAUUUUGAGUCUGAGCAAUCAAUUUAAAUGACUAAAAUUCAUUGUUACAUCAUGUUUACUAAAAACAACUAUAUUUGGUUUCAUUUGCACAGGGAAUCUCUACCGAAAACAUUGUUGCUAUCACAUUGAUUGCCCAGUUGAAUUCAAACAAUUUCUCUUUUAACACCAUUUCUCGUCAGUCCCCCCCCCCCCCCCAGUAGAAACUGUUCGAUUUACUUGUAAAUUGACAAGAGCAAUCAGGUCAUUGAUUCAGAACUGAUUAUCGGUCUUCUUUGCAAUUAUCUGCUAGUUGUAUUUAUAAUGAGAUUGUAAAUCACGAUGGAAACAUAAAACCUGAAACCGUAUAC